AUGAGUGUCCACAGUGAUUCAGAUAUUUGCGACGUUGCUUCUGAAUCAAAUAGCCCGGAUAUGCAAGAUACAGAUUUUAAUAUUAAUAAAUCAAAAUCUAAAGGCUGCAAAAAAAAUGUUAAAGUUAAAAUUGAAAAGACUAAAACUUGCCUUAUCCCAGAUACUAUGUUGCAUUUGAAUAAACCAGUUGCUUUAGAGGCGAAUCAAAAUUUAGAACCACAGUCCUCUUCAAGUUCCAACUUAGAAACUGUUCCCAUUGAUUUAAAAAAAUACGAUUAUGUAUUGGUUAGAUACUUUUUAAAAAAAAGAGUGGAAUAUUUUGUAGGCACAGUUUUGGAAAAACCUGUCAAUGACAAGGUAAAAAUAUCUUUUUUAAGAAAAGUUGGCAAAAAUGACAAUACAAAAUUUAUUAGGACAAAGUCAAUGGAAGUGGAGCUAAUAGAUUGUAAGAAUAUUGUCAAGACUGUAGAAUUAAUGUCGAUCAAUGAAAAUGAGACUGAUUUUGUAUUUCUUGACGACGAUUAUUAUAUAUAUUUUGAUUAA
Parnassius apollo (apollo) is the source of this 543-nucleotide messenger RNA. The record is from the annotation of a GenBank genome assembly. Lineage: Eukaryota; Metazoa; Arthropoda; Insecta; Lepidoptera; Papilionidae.